Messenger RNA from Daucus carota subsp. sativus, 1857 nucleotides. RefSeq lists its product as uncharacterized. The record is from RefSeq and is a predicted model, not a curated record. Gene Ontology annotation, molecular function: protein binding. Lineage: Eukaryota; Viridiplantae; Streptophyta; Magnoliopsida; Apiales; Apiaceae. The coding region runs from base 48 to 1538 and encodes 496 amino acids. The transcript is spliced from 6 exons.
AAGCUAGUAAUAAUAAUAUAGCAAAGGCCAAAGGGGAGGAUUGCAGAAUGCGGAAGGGAGAGGGUGAAUUAGGGUUUGGCGGCACGGUGGAGGAGGAAGGGAUAAAGAUAUGGUUGAUGGUAGAGCACCUAUGUGGGGAGAUUAGUCACUCAAUAUACAGGAUAGAGCCCCCUACAGAUGCCGCAGACUACGAGGAGAAACAGAUCGAUUCAGAUGGACUCAUGAUAGAUCUCGUAUCUCCUCUCAUAACCAUCGGUAAUGAAUUUGAAUUAUUAGAACACUGUGCUAUGGUGAAGGUAGGCUCUCUUAUGUACUUUUUUGGGGGUGUUUCAAUUGGUCGUGUUUUAAGUAAUGAUCAGGUAAAGCUGUGCGUUAGAAUUCUAGACAUAGAGCACCCAGAGCUAGGCCUCUACUCUGCACCAUCUCUCAAUGCCCCCAAGGAGAGACCUUGUGGUUUCUCCGCUCGGGGCAUGGUUUACGCUCUAGGAUCUCGCCUUGAUGUUUGUAACUCUAAAUUUUUUCUUGAUGAUGGCAGUGUUGCUACGGGUAUAUUCGAGAGGUAUGACCCUAAAGCUCACAAGUGGCAAGUCCUGCCUGACCCACCCCUGCCAUUCGGCAAGACGCCGAGAUUCGACGAGAUAACUUGGUGUGAUUCUGCUACAGUCAUAGCUGAUAGGUAUGUUUUUGUGGGGAAUCCGGUGCCGGAGUUGUAUGUCAUCUUUGACCUGGAUGUCGGCAAGUGGGGAACUCCUUUUCCCGAAUCCUUCAUUUCCAGCCACUUCCCCUAUGGUUCACUCUGUGUCGAUAACUCCCUGUACUGUCUCACUGGUUUUGGCACAUAUAAGUAUGGAACUCAAGAAGAAGCAAAAAGCAACUGGCUUGAUGAAGACGAACAAGAAUACGAAGAAGACUACAGGUUACAGAUUAUUAAAAGAGGUCCUCUCUAUGUGGAGGAUCCCAAUAGGUUGCUUGAGAGCCAUUGUUUGCGCCCUGAAAAUAAACAGCUCAUGACUCGUUUGGAACCGCCAGAUUUGUUGGAUGAGUGUAAUUCCUACGAAUGGAGAGAGCUAUUGCACUUGGGGGGGCCCUUUUUUUGCAAUAUCCUCACUUCCGAGCUCGGUGAAACAUUUUGCCGUGGUGUUUGGAUUGAUGUUUUCGAGGAGGUCAAGAUACCUGCUUCUAAAUCUACUCAUUUCCGGACUUUAGCUUCAUUCUCCUACAAAAUCCGCACUCCCUUCCACAAUAGUGGCUUUUACGUCCGCUGCUGUGCUUUUGGCUCGGUUCCAGACUCAUGGGUUAAGGAACCUUUGAAGAAAAAACAGGUGGCAGUAGAGAAAAAGACCUUCAAAGCAGAGCAGAUUCCGCAUGAUCAUGCUAGUGGGAGUAAGGGACUAGGGGAUUGCAUCCAGGAUAAAAUUGUUGCAGCUGGGGAUGAGGAAAUUAUCAGGUUAAGAGCUGAGUUGGAAAAGCUGAAGGCUGACUUGGCAAUGAAGGAUGAGCUUCUAAAAACCUAUAAGUCGGUAUAUUCUGCACCCUGAUCGACAUUGCUCAAUCUUGUUAGCUUGCAUUGGGGAUGAUGGAGCAGAAAAAACUCCAGAAACAGCAUUUUUCAACAAGAUUACAAGACAGUGUCUGGCCUUUGGAUGUGUAACUUAUGAAGUUGUACUUUGCUUUUAAUUUUGAAGAUUUAAGUCUGUACUGUCAAAUGACUCAAAUGGUUUGUGUCUUCGUCUUUUCACUUCUCUGCUUUGUAGUCUGAAGUCAGAAUUAACUGUGGUUGUGAAUGUAGUGAAUCCUGGAUUUGGACAUUUGUGGACUAAGGAAUUACUGAAUGGUAUGUUACUGAUGUGGAUGUGA